ACUGGAUUCAUCGGCCACAGGGGGGCAGAUAACUUCCGGAACAUUCACUGUAUGAGAGCUGACGUUAGUUCAUCUGUAUGGUCAAAAUCCUGCUGCUGCACAACGCAGGCGGUGUGGUUGGAUUGACAGCGGGCGAUAAACAGAGAGGAUGCGGCAGUGAUAAUGCUGCUGCCUGUGCUGGCUGUGCUGAUGGGGCUCUGGGCUGGUGGCCUGGCCGAGGCCCUGCCCAGGCCGGAGGAGGUGGACCCCAGCUCUGCUGACAACAAGACCUGGUGCUUCUCCGCCCGCAUCCGCAGCACUGUGCUGCAGGGUCUCCCCUUCGGAGGCGUGCCCACGGUCCUCGCCCUUGACUUCAUGUGCUUCCUGGUUCUACUCUUUGUAUUCUCCAUCUUGCGGAAGCUGGCAUGGGACUAUGGUCGGCUGGCCCUGGUCACAGAUGCAGACAGCAUGCGCUUCUCGGCCUGUCUGAGUGUGCCCUUUGCCCCACAGAGGCAGGACGCGCACAGGGAAAGUGUGGCGUCCGCCAUGCAGUCGCAGACGCCUGACCGCUACGAGCGCCUUACCUCCAUCUCCAGCUCCGUCGACUACGACCAGAGAGACAAUGGCUUCUGCUCCUGGUUAACAGCCAUCUUCAGAAUAAAGGACGAUGAAAUCCGGGAGAAGUGCGGGGAGGACGCCGUGCACUACCUGUCCUUCCAGCGCCACAUCAUCGGCUUGCUAGUGGUGGUGGGCGUGCUCUCCGUCGGCAUCGUCCUGCCUGUCAACUUUUCAGGAAACCUGCUGGAGGGUAAUGCGUACAGUUUCGGGAGAACCACUAUAGCCAACCUGAAGUCGGGGGAUAGCCUGUUAUGGCUGCACACUACGUUCGCUUUCCUGUACCUGUUGCUGACCGUGUACAGCAUGAGGCGCCACACAUCCAAAAUGCACUACAAAGAAGAUGACCUGGUGAAGCGCACUUUAUUUAUCAAUGGGAUUUCAAAGUAUGCUGAGGAGAAGCACAUAAAGAAUCACUUUGAACAGGCUUAUGAGAACUGUGUGGUGUUGGAGGCUCGUAUUUGUUACGAUGUGGCCAAGCUGAUGUACCUGGACUCUGAAAGGAAGAAGACCGAGCGCAGUAAGAAGUUCUUCACAGACCUCGAGGCCAAAGAGCACAUCCACACCAUGAUCAACCCCAAGCCCUGCGGACACCUGUGCUGCUGUGUCAUCAAGGGCUGCGAGCAGGAGGAGGCCAUCGACUACUACACUAAGCUGGAGUGCAAGCUGAGAGAGGAGUACAAGAAGGAGCGGGAGAAGGUCAACACCAAACCCCUGGGCAUGGCCUUCGUUACCUUCCAGAAUGAAGCCAUGACCGCCAUGAUCCUGAAGGACUUCAACGCGUGUCAGUGCCAGGGUGGCUGCCAAUGCCGACGACAACCCAGGUCAUCCCAGUUCAGUACUAGCCUGCACACCUUCGACUGGACUGUCACCUACGCCCCAGACCCCCAAAAUGUCUACUGGGAGCACUUAUCUUUGGGCGGCUUCUCUUGGUGGGUCCGCUGCUUGAUCAUCAACUGCCUCCUCUUUAUCCUCCUCUUCUUCCUCACCACGCCUGCCAUCAUCAUCUCUACCAUGGACAAGUUCAACGUCACUAAACCCGUGGAGUACCUAAAUAAUCCCAUCGUCACCCAGUUCUUCCCCACCCUGCUGCUGUGGAGCUUCUCUUCCCUGCUCCCCACCAUUGUCUACUACUCCGCCUUCUUUGAGGCCCACUGGACACGGUCUGGGGAGAACAGGACCACCAUGCACAAGUGCUACACCUUCCUCAUCUUCAUGGUCUUACUACUGCCAUCUCUUGGACUGACCAGUUUGGAUCUUUUCUUCCGCUGGCUAUUUGACACAACGUUCCUAGACAAGGCGGCUGUCAGAUUUGAGUGUGUGUUCUUGCCAGACAACGGGGCGUUCUUUGUGAACUAUGUGAUUGCGUCAGCGUUCAUCGGUAAUGCCAUGGACCUGCUGCGGAUCCCCGGUCUGCUCAUGUACAUGAUACGCCUCCUACUCGCGCGCUCAGCCGCUGAGAGGAGGAACGUCAAGAGGCACCAGGCCUAUGAGUUCCAGUUCGGGGCGGCCUACGCCUGGUUGAUGAACGUCUUCACCGUGGUCAUGACCUACAGCAUCACCUGCCCCAUCAUCGUGCCCUUCGGCCUGAUGUACAUGCUGCUGAAGCACCUGGUCGACAGGUACAACAUGUACUACGCCUACCUGCCCUCCAAACUGGACAAGAAGAUCCACUCGGGUGCAGUGAACCAGGUGGUGGCUGCGCCCAUCCUCUGCCUCUUCUGGCUUCUCUUCUUCUCUGUGGUGCGCAUAGGUUUUCGGGCCCCCACCUCGAUGUUCACUUUCAUCGUCUUGAUUAUCACCAUUAUCGUUUGCCUCUCCCAUGUCGCCUUUGGCCAUUUUAAAUACCUCAGUGCUCAUAACUACAAGAUUGAUGUCAGCUCAGAUGUAGAUGGAGUGGAGAAUGGUCGUCCACCAAAUGUCUCCGCGCCCUCCAAGGCCACGUACAUUGCCCACGUGCUGCAAGAGAUGAACAUGGACGACUUGGGCUCAGGCGGCAGUGACAACGACGGCCAGGGGUCCUCGCAGGACGAGGACAUGAUCAACCCAGUGGUCAACGAGGGCGACUUUCAGUCUGGGGAAGAUCGUCUCAUCGCCAACGAGGUCCAUCAGUAACCCCUCUCGGGUAGGGGGGGGGCACGGUCAGGGUAGGGGACACGCUCCCCCACUGAACUCUGCCACUGACAACAACAAAAAACAACAACAAGAAAUCAACAACAAAACACUGACUAGGAGGCGAAAGUAGCUCCUGGAUGCCCACCCGCGCCCCUUCCUGCAGCAGCCUGUGCUGGCGGGUCAGGGGUCAGGGCCGCUUUUUCCUCCAGCCUCCCCGCACCCCCUCCUCGUCUGAUGGUCAGCACUCCAGAGAGAUGAACUGGCUGACGUUAUAGCGUUUCCUUUUCUACUUAAGUUAGCUAAACCCCACUCACUCACAUGUUAUACUCUAUCGACUGACAAGCACUCACCUCUCCCUUCCCUCCACCCUAUCAUGUACGUGUGUAUAUACACACACACACACACACACACACACACACAUACCAACAGCAGGAUAGUGGUUGGGAAUGUUUGGGGCCAUGACGACAGAUCGACUGUGUUUGAGGUCCCUCCUGUGGAUCCCCAGGCUGAGAUGAGAGACUUAGUAAAAAAAAAAAAAACACCUCAGGAGUGUCGCUCCCAUGGUCGUCAUCGACUCUAAACUGCUAAUAUUCUCACACUCUCUUGUUCAUUCAUCCCUCCAAACUCCCUGAGAGAAAACACUACAUUGUUAUAUCCCUUUGUUAUUUUUAAUCAUUGGUCAAUAAUGUGAUCUGAUUUGUUUUUUUGUCCCCCCCCCCCUCCAAAUUAAGUUCUUAAUUAAGUCCUUAAGUUCUUAAUUAAGUCCUUAAGUUCGAUCUUCUUAAAGUGUAAAGUGUUGUCAUUAUGUUAACUAGUCUAUAUCUUGGUUUUGUCCACUGCUGUUAAGACUUCAGAAAAAAUUGAUACUGUACAGAACACCUCGAUGGAGAACUAGCUGUAAAACGUUCUGUUGACGUGGUUGUCAGAACCUUUGUCUCCUAGUAACGAAACUACUAAAACUUCUGAUGGGGUCUAAUGACUGCUUUUGGCGUACAGAGCAUGGGUCAAGUUCUCAUAACUCGAACUUUGCAUAGCCUAUGGAGUAGGUUUCUCUUUUAUAGUAGGCCAGCUUCUGUGAAAGACUUGGGUGUCCGUCACCCCCACAUUUACUCUUAUAAGAACUUCCUUAGGAGCGGAAAUGUUUCGCGGUUUGCUUUGGUGUUCACACUGUCAACACUCCCAAUGUCGUUCCUAUCCAGAUCCAUCAAUUUCAGUCAGGUUAGCUCUUGCUUAAAAGUGGAAUGAAUGUGAGACCAGUGCAUGCCGUCUGCGGAAAAGUUCCUCACGUUUUGAGCUGCUUUUGAUUUCUGUGAGGAGUUGGAAUGAAACUGAUUAGAGCUUGAGCUCAUUCGAAAUGACGUCUUCUGACAAAUGAUAUCAACAUGCACAGCAUGUACAGGACUGUACAUCCCAGGACUAAGUCAUGUACAGGACUGACUUAGGAUUUCUUUUUUUCUUCUCACAUAUACUAAUUAAUUUUUUAACGAAUCAUGAUUUCACUAAUAAGCUUUCCUGACCACUGUGGUUUUUAAACAUUGCCUAAUCUAAACAGUUAGUUACUAAAUCUACAAAUGUCCCAUGUGUCGGCCUUAUUAAUCAAUGUUAUUUGGAUAUGCACAUUCCCUCUGUAAUUAAGUCAUUAAAUAUAUGAUAUAUAAUUACAAUAUUAUGUUCAUGACUAUUACCCAGAUCCUCUGGGUUUAUGACAAAGGAUCCAUUUCAGUAGCAAUACGGUUUCCCUGCUGAUGAGUAACUUUAGCAAUAUGUAGGCAUCCACUCUGGAUUUAGCCGUUUUUGAAAAGCUAUAGAAAAGAUUGGAUCAUGCCUAUGAUGUGCUGCUGAACUUUGUUGCCGUUUGGCCCGUGUCUGCCUCUAUUGAUUUGAGGUCAUACAUGUACACUACACGUGAGAUCAGGAAGUGUGAUUGUGCUCACAAUUUCCCCAAGUAAUUUGUUUGAACUCCACAAAACCUCAGUGAGUUCACGGAGUUUUUUUUUUUUCUCCCCCUCAAGCCAUUUACACAAUAAUUCUGUAUUGUCUCAUCUUUUGGGAAUGUUUGCUUGUGACCUAAUUAGUUAUGACCUUCAUUAGGAGGUUGAAUGCUCUAGUGACUAGUGAGAUUACUCAAUGUAGCCAGGUGAUGUGCAAGAUGAAUGUAUGAAUGCACUGAUGCCAUUCUCUAAGAAUAGAAUUGUUCCCCGCUGCAUACUGUAUCCGACUGUACAUGGACAUCUUGAUAGUUUUAAUAAUUUAUUAACAUCUCAGCAGUGGCAAAUAGUGUUACACAUUAGGAAUAAUCUAUUCCAUAUUUAUUGCUCUCUAUUUUUGUUUAUUUGUUUGUUUCAUCAUGAAGGCAGAUUUGCCUGGGAUUGGCCUGUGGUCAAUGGAGCUGUUAAAUUUGUGAAAUAUAUAUUUGUGUACAUAGAUUAACUGCACUGCUCUUCAACACUAUGCUUUGGUAUUUAUGACUACGUUUGUACAGUUGUAAGCAGUUUAAAAAAAAAAUGGUAUGUACAGUCACCAUGUUUCCUGGUUUACUCUGCUCUCUGCGAUCACAAAUUGUUUCUUUUCCACUCUCUCCAUAUGAAAUCUGUCACUGGAGGCAAUUUUUCAUAUUUAGGGGAUUUCCCUGUUUUUAAUAAUUUUGUAAAUUAACUACGUUUUCUCUCUCUCUCUCUCUCCAAAAAAAGACUGUAUAUUUGGCAGAAACCACUGUCAACCCCUUCCAAGUCUUUGAACAAUAAAAUGGCAUUUACUAAUGAACUGA
Molecule: messenger RNA, 5476 nt
Organism: Alosa sapidissima (American shad)
Lineage: Eukaryota; Metazoa; Chordata; Actinopteri; Clupeiformes; Clupeidae
Gene: tmem63ba
Product: transmembrane protein 63Ba
Exons: 24
Coding region: 163-2709 (848 amino acids)
Cellular component (GO): plasma membrane
Molecular function (GO): nucleic acid binding; calcium-activated cation channel activity
Source: RefSeq, a predicted model, not a curated record